This is a messenger RNA of Gigantopelta aegis, 6022 nucleotides long. RefSeq names its product adhesion G protein-coupled receptor A3-like. Gene Ontology annotation, cellular component: plasma membrane. Gene Ontology annotation, biological process: cell surface receptor signaling pathway; G protein-coupled receptor signaling pathway. The record is from RefSeq and is a predicted model, not a curated record. Gene Ontology annotation, molecular function: protein binding; G protein-coupled receptor activity. The coding region runs from base 625 to 5661 and encodes 1678 amino acids. The transcript is spliced from 17 exons. NCBI's taxonomy places the organism in Eukaryota, Metazoa, Mollusca, Gastropoda, Neomphalida, Peltospiridae.
AGGAGGAAGCGAUCGUUGGAUCGGUUAUCGUGCGUUUGACUUGGAUUUUACCCGAAAUUUACGUCUGUGCAUUUGAGCAAAAAGGCGAUGCUUCGGAUCUUCGCAUCCAGGUUUAUUUGUGAAGUCUCCCACACACUCUGAUUGGCAUUAUUUCUUUAAAAUUAUUCUUCUUUGCACCGCGUUCAUAGUUGGGAUUUGCGGUGCGGUGGGGCUUCCUGCAAAAGAGAGAAAGAUUGCACAGUGUGUGUGUGGAAGGGGGAUUCUAGCCUUGCUCGGUUUGUCGAUCUCUCCGCACUGUGCCUCCGGCACGAGCAUGUUCCUCAGUUUGAACCAUUUGCGACCGACGUGUGUAAUAACGGAGAGGAUGUUGAUCGCGUAUUGGAUUUACCCAGAUAUUACCGACUCUGUAAACAGUGAAAUCAACAAACACACCUUUGUCUAGAUUCUUGACAAUGAAACCCGGGAUUACCAUAUCGGCUUACCGUCUGCCCCUUGCAAAAGCUGAUAGAAGUGAUAUCAAAAUGGGGAGAAGCCUUCUGCGGUACUUCGACUCGAACUGGAAUACUGUUUUAGAUGACUGAGGUGUGAGUGAGUGAUCGCGGACUUGUAUCACUCACGGCCAGCAUGGGGAUUCGUUGUAAAUUUGUGUUUCUCGCGGCUCUCUUGUGUGUAGACGUCGUUUGGCUCGGGGAAGCCUGCGUCCCUAGCUGUCAGUGCACGAUGGUGGGCAAGAGAGACAAGAAAGUCAGAAAAGUAGAUUGCUCCAAACACCCCUUACCAUACACCUCUUUAUCUCAAAUGCAUCUACCUUUGGAUACUGUACAUUUGGAUUUGAAGCGGAAUGCGUUAACCGUACUCAAAGAAGGAUCUUUCAUGGGGCUGUCAAUGCUGGAAAAACUGAAUCUAAGUUACAAUCACAUCACUAUCAUCAAAGCGGGAGCAUUUCAAGGAUUAGAAAGUCUUGUUCGACUAGACCUAUCUCACAACAAGAUUGGCAUCAUCGACAGUGGCAUCUUCUCAGGUCUGCCAAAACUUAUCAAACUAUCUCUGUCUUAUAAUCGAAUCAAUACCAUACCAGAAGGAACUUUCAAUGACUUGACAUCUCUUCAUAGUGUUGAUUUCAACUCGGAAUAUUUAAGAUGUGACUGUCACUUACGCUGGCUUAUAAAAUGGUCGAAAAGUAAAAAGGUUCGGGUUCACGCAUCCACAAAAUGUGCCUUGCCGGAAGCCAUGAAAGGGCUGACCUUCAACAAGCUGAGACGGAGUGAACUCCACUGCAAUCAUGACCUGCAGCUUCCUUUCUUUGAGAUCAUCCCGAAGGAGUCCCAGAUCGUGUUUGAAGGAGACAAACUUCCAUUUGAAUGUCGGGCCUCAGUUAUCCAUCAAAAGACGAAGAUAUUCUGGAUGCGAAAGAAUGUGACGAUAAAGACUAACAAGACUGCAGGUGUGUUUGUGCACACGCUCAUGUCUCCCGAUCGCACGGUCAUCACCCAUUCCCUGGUGGUGGAAAAUCUACAGAAGUCUCACACUGGAAACUGGAGUUGUCAGGUGUCCACACCGCAGGGCAAAGUGUCACGCGAUGUCAUGAUCACCGUCAUCAAGACUGAGGUCAUCAAGUGUCCAUCCGUAACCAAGGUAACAAACAAGGGCAACUAUACCUGGCCGUCCACGCUGGCGGGAAUCAUCAUCAAGAAGAAGUGCAUUGUGGGAGGAGCGCACGAUGAGGUGACCUACUACUGCAACGACUUCGGCUUCUGGGAGAAUCACAACGUCUCUUCCUGCGGCUACGUCAGCAUCCUGACAAGAAACCUCGAGAGCUUUUCAAUUCAAACUUUAAAUAAAACGAGGAUUUUGGAAUACAUUGGACGGUUACGACUGAACUUCAACAACCCACGCCCCAUCUUCUACGACAUGUCCGUCAUGGAUGUAGUCUUUGCCACGGACAUCCUCAAACGAUUACAAAACUAUAUCUUACUAAAACCAGAGGUGGCCGAUGUCAUUGUUGAGAUAGCCAGCAACUUAACACAGGUGCCCAGUUCCAUUCUACGCGGCUCACAGCUCCAGAAACGAGCGUGCUCAAGAGUGAUUGAGGUACUGGACAACAUCACACAGGAGGUAGAGUUGCCACAAAUGACAGGAAUGUGGUCUAAAUAUUUCGGUGGUCUGGCGAUGACCGUGAUGUCUGAACCAAACGAUGAUCCUGCUCCAAUUCGCUGUGUCCUGCGGAAAACACCAAACCAGGUGGAGACAACGUUCAGUGAGCAGACGUUUUCCUGUAGUCGUCUUGACAACAACACUGAUCCCAGCCAGGACUCAGACAAGGAUGUGCGUGUGUCUGUGGCUAUCCCCGACUCGCUGCUGACAAACUGCAGUGAGUGUGCCGGCAAUGAGACGCGGAUCCAGGUGACGGUGUUCCGGAAUGGCUCCCUGUUCCCCAGCACCACCACGGUGCACCGCGACCCCGGGCUCGGCUCCAGGAACUGGACGGUCGUGUCCAACGUCGUCACGGUGUCUGUCGGGCAUCCUGUUGUAAAUUUGUCCGAGCCAUUAAUCAUCAAAUUCCACGUACCCGAUCCUGAAGCUCGCCUCACUGCUGCAUUCUGGGACUUCAAUGCUAAUGGCGGGCUGGGCGACUGGUGUACUGAAGGUUGUGAGAUCGUGUCUCAGGAGAAGAACAUUAGUACAGUCCACUGCUAUCAUCUUUCCAACUUCGCAAUUCUGCAGGACCACACAGUAGCAGUAAACCGCCACUCGUUCAUGAUGGAGCCUGUCAUCUACAUUGGAAGCUGCAUCUGCAUGCUGUGUAUGAUGGCCGUUAUCAUCACCUACAUCACUUGCUUCAGACUGAUUUUCAUCCCUAAGAAGAUGAAGCACUCUGUGAUCAACAUCUGUAUCAGCGUUCUGCUGCUGAUCGUCGCCUUCACGAUGGGCAUCAACCGGACUGACCUUGAACUUGUGUGUCAGAUCGCCGGUAUCUGCAUCCAUUACCUGACCCUGUGUGCCAUCUUCUGGAUCACCAUCACUGCCAACAAUAUGUUUAAGAAGUUCAUGAAGGCCGAGAGACCGCCCUCACCUCCGCCGGAGCCCGUACAGAUGCCUCUACCUCCGAAACCAAUUCUACGCUUUUAUUUCCUGGGCUGGGGUGUGCCCAUCAUCAUCUGCGGCAUCACCGCGGCAGUCAACAUGAACCAUUACUCAGGGAUGGAGUAUUGUUUCCUGGACUGGGAACCGAGUCUGGGUGCGUUCUACGGACCAGUGACACUGCUGGUUGUUCUCAACCUGAUCUUCUUCCUGAGAAUCUCAUGCGUGAUUCGCGGGGCAUCCAGCACACUGAACGAGACCGACGAGACCGAGGAGAUGCACGUGAACGAGAUAGAACUUGUCCCCAACCAGCCGGACACCAACCUCGAGACGCAGUCACUGACGCGACUCAACAACGACGACAAUGACGACGAUGAUGAUGACGAUAAUGAAUCCACUCGCAGCAUCCUCGAUCAGGAGCGCCGUCCAAUAACACAGCUGCGCGCGUUGGUAGCGACACUAUUUCUGUACAUCGUGGCAUGGGUCUGUGGUGCGUUCGCAGUGGCCAAGCCGUUUAAAUCAAUAAUCCCAUACCAGGAGUUGAUUUUCAGUUACCUGUAUGGGGUGAUGAGUGCGAUGUUGGGUAUUUUCAUGUUGUGUUUCUUCUGUCUCACGAGGAAGGAUUCCCGUCUGAGCUGGAAGCGGUUCUUCGGGUGUGGGCCGCCGCCUGUGUACACGUUUCCUGUCACCACGUCCGAUCCCCCAACAACAAUCACGCCUGUUGCCAACGGCAACGUUGUCAAGAGCAACAGCAACAUGGACGUGUCGACUUACUCGCAGAAGUCGUCCAACAUCACCAAAGCUUACAACAUGAAGAACACGCCCAGCAAACAGUCGAAUCUCAACCUCAUCCCUGUGCCGAACUCGUCGAAGGAAGGAUCCAUCGUGAGUAGCAUUCAGGACGCCAGUUUUCCCAACUUCUACAACCAGAAGCAAAACGGUGCUGCCAAGCGGUUCUGGGACAAGAACCGACACAAUCAAUCGAAGAUAAUGAACAAAGACGUGAACCGAGAUAUAAACAGCAGUCUGACCGACAACCUGUCGGCCUCCGACUUCAACCAGCAUAUGAGUCAUGGCACAAGCAGCGAGGCCAACACCCACCUGAGUAUAGAGAUUCAGAUUCAGACGAAAGACCCCCACCACGGUGGAGGUGAACCGCACGUCUCCUCGGGGACCAGUCAGUCGCAGAGGAUUCAAAAUGCAAACAACAUGCCUUCAAAUACACAACAGACUAGUGGCCCGGUUUUCAAUGGGCCCCCCAUGGACCGGAACCAAAUGACGCCAGUAGGUGGUGCCAAGACUCCCGAACCGGCGGGCGUAGCGAGCUCGCACCACCUCGGUUCGGGUUCUCCUGCAGGUUCCCAUCUACCUCAGCACAACCGGUCCCCGAGCGCCUGCUCCCUGGGGACGGGGAUUCAUCCUAGUGCUUUCAAACCCGUGAACCCGCGCAACAACACGCUGCCCCGCCCCACGCAGAACGGCGGGUGUAAGCAGUCUAGUCCUAACAACGAGGUGGUCGUCCACGACGGAGGGUCCGUGCCCCGCGUGAGGGGGGACAUGGACGGACAGAGUCAGGUGAGUGACCACUGUGUGCGCGACCCGCCCCCAAGUGUGCGGCAGAUUCACAUACCAGUCGGGCUACCUAGUCACAUGGCAGCAAAGGGACAAGUGUUGAUGCGUCCCCCGAUGGCGUUCGACAAUUCGGGAAUGAGCUACCAGCCGGCUUUCUUCAACAGCCACGGGUACGGUUACCAGCAACCUGUGCCAUACGACAGCUCAGGCAUCAGUUACCAGCCCGCACCGUUCGACCUGUCGGGAAUAAGCUACCAGCCGGCCUCAUUUGACAAUUCAGGGAUGUGUUACAAUCGUAUGCAGAGUCCGAAACGGUACCGACCCCAUUCGGGGGACCGUGUUCACAGUCCGGGAAGUCGGGGCUCGCACAGUUCUAGGGGCUCCCGCAGCCCCCACAGGACUCGGCCGAUGUCGGGUGAGUACAGCUCGGACAGUAGCCGACAGCGCGGCCACAGACGGAAUAAUUCUCGUCCCGAAAAUAUCGUCCGAUUCGGACACGAUGGGUCGAGAAGUCCCAUCAUGUCGGACGGUCAGAUACACGACAGCAGGUUCAUGGGUCCCGAGUCGGACGGUCAGGUGCGGUUUGAGAAGCGGCAGCCUGUGAACGACUCGGACCACCACUCAGACCCGACCCACAGGAAGAGACCCCGGCCACAUGACAAAUACGCUAGGAACCGCGGCAUGCAGAAACAGAGGUCACUCGGCUGGGAGGAACAGUACAAAGACCGGCCAGCGAAAGUGGCAUACGCCUACGUGAACCACAACUACCAGCAAAAGGUGCUUUCUAAACUGAUCACUCAAGCCAGUGAGAGUGACGAACUGGCCAAGAAGGCAUUCUGGCUACCGCGGUCAAUGAGUGAGUACGACCGGUUAACUCAGACUGGGUUUUGCAAUAUGGUGGAAGAUUCCGACUCGACGACGGAUGACGAUUCCGAGAGUGUUGUUAAUGUGUGGGUGCCACAAAAUAAUGAACCCGAAGACCUGUUCAAAAAGGAAACCAGUGUAUAGCUCAAGGUGCAUCGUGUGUGUCGUGUAUCUUAAUAUAUAUAUCGGUGAUAAACACACUAUAUCUAUUGAUAUAUAUCGUGAUAACCAAAUAACUGUAUGCCAGUUGAUUAUUGUAGAGUCGGGUUUUCAUUUUAUUUAUAACAGUCAUUUUUUGUUACUUGAAAAUAUUUUUUUAAUGUUGGGCAGUUUCAAAAAGCAGAAUAAGAUUAUUUGCUUAUUCAUUAUUUGACAAUUUCAGUUCAGUAAAAAUUUUUUACAUUAAACUGAAUACAGGUAAUGUGAUUAUACUUUAAAAAUUACUUUAUAGUGUGUUCAGAAAUUUUCGCUUUAUUAUUUAUACAACAUGGUGUUUAUAGCCUAU